GCCCAAACAUUCGUGAUUGGACCAAAGAAGCCCGCUUGAAGGCCGGUGUCUUGGUUCACUUGCAAACAGACUACCCAGUGGUCCGAAAAGACAGUAAAGCCAAGCCAAAAAAGGACGAGAAAGAGGGAGAGUCAAUGUGGGAGAGGCUCAAUGCCAGGAGGAAAAACCAGUUUGUUGGAGGGUGUGCACCAUCAAGGCCCUGACAGACUGGUCCCUGCAUCAGACACAGAAGAGAACUCGCCGCACUCCUUCGUCUCCUUAUCACCAAGGUUCGGUCUGAAACAGAAGAAGAUGCCUCUUCAGUCCACUCUGUCCGGCAGGAGCGCCGACUCGAUCAAGGCUGAGAACACGCAGAUGAACGGGAAGUCUUUUGAGCAGCUGAGGGAUGAAUGUCUGCAGAAAGGAGUCCUGUUUGAGGAUCCAGACUUCCCUGCCACAGACUCAUCGCUCUUCUUCAGCCAGAGCAUUCCUGUUGAUAUCAAAUGGAAGAGGCCUCGGGAGAUAUGUCAGAACCCAAAGUUCAUCGAAGGCGGUGCAGACAGGACGGACAUUUGCCAAGGACAGCUUGGAGACUGCUGGCUGCUGGCAGCCAUCGCUUCUUUAACCCUGAAAGAAAAUGCUUUGGCCCGGGUCGUUCCCAAAAACCAGGAAUUUGACCACAAAUACGCCGGCAUCUUUCACUUCCAGUUCUGGCAACACAACAAAUGGCUGGAUGUGGUGGUGGACGACAGACUGCCGGCAGUGAGAAAUCAACUCAUCAUGCUUCAUUCUGCUACUAACAAUGAGUUCUGGAGUGCCUUGCUGGAGAAAGCCUACGCCAAGAUGCAUGGCAGCUACGAGUCCCUGAAGGGCGGCAGUACAAUGGAGGCCAUGGAAGACUUCACUGGUGGAGUGGGAGAAGUUUAUGAAACCAAGAAUGGGCCAAACGACCUUUUCUCAAUCAUGAAAAAGGCCCUGGACAGAGGCUCCAUGAUGGGAUGUUCUAUUGAUGUAAAUCUUUGUCACAUUUUUAUUUUAUUUGUUUCUAACUUCUUCUCCUCAAAUAUGAUGAGUAGGAAGUGCUUCAGUGUGGUUAACUUUUCGGUGAUUUGGUGUUUUUUGCAGACCACCAGCUCUGCAGAGUCUGAGGCCAGGACGAGCACAGGUCUGGUGAAGGGACAUGCAUACUCCAUCACGGGACUGGAGGAGGUGAAUUUCAGAGGUCAGACCAUCAAGCUGAUCAGAAUCAGAAACCCCUGGGGUCAGGUUGAGUGGAAUGGACCGUGGAGUGAUAACUCCAGAGAAUGGGAUUAUAUUGACAAAUCAGAAAAAAAUCGCAUACUGCAGAUUUCAGAUGACGGUGAAUUCUGGAUGGAGUUUGAGGACUUCAAGAGGAACUAUGACAAAGUGGAGAUCUGCAACUUGACUCCGGACUCUCUGACCGAUGACACAAAACAUCGGUGGGAGGUCAAAAUGUUGGAAGGAAACUGGAUUCGUGGCUCCACAGCUGGAGGCUGCAGGAACUACAUAGACACUUUCUGGACCAACCCACAGUUCAAGCUGGAGCUUCAGGAUGCUGAUGAUGAUAAUGCGUGCAGUGUGGUGGUUGCUCUCAUGCAAAAGAACAGACGGAAGCUUAGGAAAGAAGGUCUGGACCUGGAGACCAUCGGCUUUGCUUUGUAUGAGGCUCCAGAUGAUGAUGAUCAUUUGGGGAAGGAUUUCUUCCGUUACCAUCCAUCAAAGGCUCGUAGCAGGACCUACAUUAACAUGCGGGAGGUGACGGAACGCUUCGCUCUGCCUCCUGGAAAAUACCUGCUGGUCCCCACUACCUUCCAGCCCCACCACGAGGCUGACUUCCUCGUUCGCAUCUUUUCUGAGACGAAGGCAGAUGCUAUAGAGAUGGGAAGCAACGUUGAUGCUGACCUGCCAGCUCCGCCCAUGCCCAGCGCCCCAGAGGAGGAGUCAGAUGAAGAGAGAGGUCUGCGGAGGCUGUUUGAGAAGUUGGCUGGUCCGGACGAGGCCAUCUCUGUCAGAGAGCUUCAGCAGAUGCUGAAUGGCGUUCUCAGCAGGCGAAAGGAGAUCCAAUUUGAUGGUCUGAGCCUCAGCACCUGCCACAGCAUCAUCAACCUGAUGGAUGUGGACAACACAGGAAAACUGGAGUUCCAAGAGUUUAAGGUGUUCUGGGAGAAGAUGAAGAAGUGGAUUAUGCUCUUUCUGUCCUUCGACACCGACCGUUCAGGGAAGAUGUCAUCCUAUGAACUUCGCAAUGCUCUCAAAGCUGCAGGCAUGCAGUUGAACAACAGGCUCCUGCAGCUGAUUGGUUUGAGAUUUGCUGAUGACAACUAUGACAUUGACUUUGAUGACUACCUCACCUGCAUCGUCCGUCUGGAGAACAUGUUCAGAGCUUUUCAGGCCAUGGACAAAUUCAACAGGGGACGGGUGAAGAUGAACAUCAUGCAGUUCCUCAUGCUGUCGAUGAAUGUCUGAGGGGUUCCGGUCCCUGGUAGUGGCGCGAUACAUGGAGCUCAUUUAGCUGGAUCCCUGACAGUGAUGCCUUCCUUUUCCAUAUUCUAGAUCAACAUCUCUUCCCUUUCUUUAACAAAACAAUGUGAAAUGCUGCCUGGUGUUCAAAUGCGGUGGGUUAAACUCUGAAUUUAGCUGACUUUGAGCUUUUGACCAAAAUCCUUAUAUUUCCCUAUUUGCUGCAUCAAUGCAUAUAAUUUUUCAGAUGAGAAAAGACUUGGUCACUGUUGAUCUGUGUGUUAUUCUACAAAGAACUGUUUGUAAUAAACACAUUUUUUCUUGUU
Melanotaenia boesemani (Boeseman's rainbowfish) is the source of this 2786-nucleotide messenger RNA. RefSeq names its product calpain 9 (gene capn9). NCBI's taxonomy places the organism in Eukaryota, Metazoa, Chordata, Actinopteri, Atheriniformes, Melanotaeniidae. Gene Ontology annotation, biological process: proteolysis. Gene Ontology annotation, molecular function: calcium ion binding; calcium-dependent cysteine-type endopeptidase activity. The record is from RefSeq and is a predicted model, not a curated record. Bases 151 to 2466 code for a protein of 771 amino acids. The transcript is spliced from 20 exons. Gene Ontology annotation, cellular component: cytoplasm.